Molecule: messenger RNA, 6837 nt
Organism: Rhinichthys klamathensis goyatoka
Lineage: Eukaryota; Metazoa; Chordata; Actinopteri; Cypriniformes; Leuciscidae
Product: general transcription factor 3C polypeptide 1-like
Exons: 39
Coding region: 42-6830 (2262 amino acids)
Biological process (GO): 5S class rRNA transcription by RNA polymerase III; transcription initiation at RNA polymerase III promoter
Cellular component (GO): transcription factor TFIIIC complex
Molecular function (GO): DNA binding
Source: RefSeq, a predicted model, not a curated record
GUGGUGUCAGUUUGUUUUCUGCUGACUGACAGACAGCGACGAUGGACCCGCUGGACGCGGUUCUGGAUGAGGUUGCUCUGGAGGGUUUGGACGGGAUCAGCAUUCAGACGCUCUGGUUGAGGCUUCGCACCCGUCAGCCCGAGUUCGGGUUGAGUCUGGAUCCGCUCAGUCAGCAGUUCAUCUGGAGCUGCUUGAUCCGAAGCGAGGAGAUCCGCUUCUACCUGCUGCCGGAGAGCCGGAGAACCGUCACCCUACACGACCGGUUUGUGGAGGUGGACCGGAACACGGGCAUCCACGAGAUGCGGCAGGCCGAGGCGCAGGACGUGUACCCGGUGUGUGUGCUGGCGGACGACCCGCGCGGCCUUCAGGGCUCCUGUGUGUUCUUCAGCGAGCGGCUCGACGUGUGUGAGCAGAUCCGCGCGCCGCUGACGCUGGAGGAGGUGCAGGCGCGCUGGGGCGAGCGGCUGGUGAUGGUGGCGUCUGCUGAGCUCCGCCACCGUGCGCUGAUCGGGCCCGAGGGAAACCCGGAGCUCAAGCUGCCGGAUCUGUGCUACUGUAUCCUGGAGAGACUGGGCCGAGCGCGCUGGCAGGGGGAGCUGCAGAGAGACCUGCACACUCGCAUCUUCAGGAUGGAUGCUGGUAAGAUGCACUAUCUGAGGAGGACUCUGGACAGGAACGGGCUGAUCACACUUCAGUCACACGUCGCUCGCCUGCCGUCAGGAGCUCAACAACACUCCCUGCUGCUGCUGCUCAGACGCUUCCACGUGGACCGGAGGAGCAAGUAUGAUAUCCUGAUGGAGUCGACGUCCAACAUCCUCUCUGAUCUCCCGGAUAGGACCGGCGUGAUGAUGAAGAUCCGAGAGCAGCUGCGUGUGUGCGAGCGCACCUUCAAGCGUGUGUAUCAGUACAUGACCGCCGCUAAGAUGGUGACGCUGGUGAGGAUCCCUCUGAAGGAGCUCGACCCCACCGGAGGCCCCUUCAAAACCCUGCGAGGCACUGACGUGUUCGUGCGCUGUCUGAAGCUGCUGAAGCCGUACGGGCAGAAGGAGGAGGAGGAGGACGACGAGAACAACGACGAAGAGGGAGAAGCGUCCGCCAAGAGGAACGUCCUCGCGGAGCCUCGCUUCAUCGAGCGCGACGUGCUCACUCAAGCCUACGACAUCGUGGUGUCGACCGGGACCAGGGGAAUCUCUCAGUCGGUCCUGAGAGCCAGACUCAACGUCGGGAAACUAGAGGGACGAAUGAUCUGUCGACUACUGGAGCGAAUCAAAAUGAUCAAGGGCUUCAUGGAGGACGAGGGGCGGCAGAGAACCACCAAGUACAUCAGCAAACUCUUCGUGGAGCAGAGCAAACUCAGCCUGCAGUUCACGAAGGAGCGGCAGCGUAGCCAACACCUGCGCGAGCCGGAGCCCGAAUCCGAACCGGAGCCCGAACCCGAGCCGGAUCCGCCCGCAGGCGUCCCUGAGGAGGACGAGGAGGGAGCGAAGGACACGCGGCAGAAGCUCAAACAGGCCAAGCUCAGCUUCAGCAAGAAGGCCACGCCCCUCAAAAAGAAGCCGUCUGCGCGAGGGGGCGGGGCUAAAGCCUCUCAGAAGACUGCAGUUGGACAGAACACAGAGGAAGCUGGCCACGCCCCCAGCACAAGCGCCAGCCAAUCACAGCACGCAGAGGAACCGCUGCCGGUGAUCGUGGAGGUGCUGACGGAGAAGACGAAGAAGGUGGAGAUUCACGAGACGUAUCGCCUGCUGAAGCGCAAGAACACGAUCAUCGAGGCCGUCCGCUGCAGCAAGAUCAUCGAGGGCUUCUACUCGCUGCAGAAGCUGCUGACGGAGGAGGAGAGGAAGGAUGGCGUGAGCACUAAAGUGUGUAAGAAGAGUGUGGUGAGGCUGAUCCGCUCGCUGUCUCGAGAGGGCUUACUCAAACUCUACAGGACCAUCGUCAUACAGGACGGAGUGCAGAAGAAGGUUGAGUUCGUGGUUCAUCCCUCUGUUACGCCUGACGAUCCGCUGCUCAAGAGUGCGAUAGAGCAGAUCCGCAUGCGCAUGUCCAGCUCGGCCUCUGCAGCUCGCGUUGAGUCUCAGGCAGAGAAAGUGAAGUCCAGCGCACAGGAGAAGAAGGAGAACAAAGCGUCACACACACGCCCGUCUCACAGCAGCGGCUCGAAGAAGGUGUCCGAGAAGAUGGGCGUCACAACACUCAAAUCCUUCAGACCCGUGCUCGGUACACACACACACACACACACACACACACACACACACACACAACUCAAAUCCUUCAGACCCGUGCUCGGUACACACACACACACACACACACUCACACACACACACACACACACACUCGCACACAACUCAAAUCCUUCAGACCUGUGCUCGGUACACACACACACACACACACACAACACUCAAAUCCUUCAGACCUGUGCUCGGUACACACACACACGCCCGUCUCACAGCAGCGGCUCGAAGAAGGUGUCCGAGAAGAUGGGCGUCACAACACUCAAAUCCUUCAGACCCGUGCUCGUUCCAGGGCUCGGGCGCUCGAUGGGGUUCCAGCCCAAGAUGCCUCGUCUGCGUAUCGUCCACUCCUUCCUGUGGUUCCUGAUCUACGGCCAUCCAAUCAGAAGAUCCAAUCCUGCCGACCCGCUUCCCGACCCGGAGACCGACCCGGAGACUGAGGGGUUCAGAGUGUUCGUGAAGGAGAACACCUGGAAGAGGUUCAUCCCCCCCAUCCCGCUGCAUAAAGACUUCGGGUUCGGAUGGGCCCUCAUCAGUGAUGUUCUGGUGUCGCUGCCACUCAGCGUGUUCAUGCAGGUCGUGCAGGUCAACUAUCAGGUUGCAGGUUUGGAGGAGUACCUGAAUGAUCCAGUGAAGAAACAUUAUCUGAUCAGAUUCCUCCCUGCUGAUAUAAAGAGACAUCUGCUGCACAGGAGGAAGUACAUCUUCAGUUUCCACGAGAGUCUCCAGAGGUUGUGUUUCAUGGGUUUGCUGCAGUUCGGGCCCACGGAGAAGUUCAUGGAUAAAGAUCAGGUGUUUGUGUUCCUGAAGACGAAGGCUAAAAUCGUGGACACGACGGUGUGCGACCCGCACUAUAACAUGGCCAUCGAGACGAUGCGUGCGUUUGAGCGGAGACACUACGUGUUCAGCAGCGCUCAGGACGUGGAGAACUACUGGUUCGACCUGCUGUGUGUGUGUCUCAACACACCUCUAGGAGUAAUCCGGCCGCGCCCUGGUGAUAAUGCUGAGGGGGCGGAGUCUGACGUCGCCAUGACAAUGGAGCGCAAUACCAGGCUGCUGUACACUCUACAGGGCAGUUGUGACGUGGUGGAUGAUGGGGUUACCCCCGGCGACGGGCAGGGCGCUGGCGGACUGGACUCCUGCUUUUUCAGCCACCUGAAACGCAACUGGACGUGGACCAGUCACCUGAUCAACCAAAACAAACAGAGCACUGAAGAUUCAGGAACACAUCACACCGUCAGACUGAGGAACCUGCUGUCCAAACACCCUCCGCCCAAACCGGCUACGCUCACUGGGGCGAAGGUGGCGCCCCCUGCUGUCCUGGAGGAGGAGGUGCGUCUGAGCUCGCAGCCGGCCAGCAGAAACCAGGAGGUGUGUGGAGGACGAAACCUCAAACGCAAGAGACCCAAGACAGACAGCAGCAAACCGGCACGCAAGAAGAAGAAAGUGCGAGCGAGCAGGCAGAGUCAGGCCCAGGACGAGACGGACCAGCGUGCUCUUCUACAGAUGACCAGGCAGAGAGUGGCGUGGACACACAUGGAGGACAGUCUCCUGAUGCUGUGCCGCGUCGCCAGCCACUUCCUCAACCGCAAGCUGAAGAGGCCGUUCGUGCCCUGGACAGUGGUUCGUGACGUGCUGCAUGCUGAGUUUGAGUUAUCGCUGGAUAAAACCUCUCUGUCUGUCAGCCGACGCUCACGCUACAUCAUGAAGAACCCGCAGACCUGCCUGAACUACAGGAUUUGUCUGGCUGAGAUGUAUCAGGAUAAAGAGCUGAUGGCCAAAUUCCUGAACCGAACUGACGACUACAACGAUGUGAAGGUGUGUGCUGAGGAGUAUAAGGAGUUUGUACGCUCUCUGAGGUUAAAGUUCAGCUCCAGCUACGGCUCCAGUGAUGUCAUCAUACCUGACACGCGAGACGAGCUCUUUCACAAGUUUAAGGUGUACACAAUCGACGAAUCACUUGAGCGCACUAUAGACAUCUUGAAGAGGAAGGAGGACAUUGAUGUUCUGGUGCUGUUUAAUUUAAUUCAGAGCACGCUAGUGCUCACAAACGCUCAGAUGAAGAACUACCGACCCUUCCAGACGUUCUGUCUGUACACGCGCUACAGCGAGGAGGUUUUGUCCCAGGCCUUCCAGACGUGUCGUAACCGGGCGCUAGUGAACCGGCGGCGGCCCAUCACCAAAGCCCACCUGAAGAAGUGCCACUCGCUGCCCUUCCUGCCCAUGUCCUACCAGCUGUCCCAGCACUACUACAGGUUCUUCACGUGGCGUUUCCCGAGCCUGGUCUUUAACGAGGCGUUCGAUCUGAUGACGGGCUUAUAUGAGGGCGACCGCAGUGACAGACCCAGCAGCUUCCACUUCCAGAAGGACCCCGAGGGCCCGGGGGCCGAGGAGCAGGAGCCCCACCCGCAGGGCAUGCUGCAGUUCCCAAUGGACGCUCCAGGGGGCGCCAGCGCCUGCUGCCUGACCCUCAUGACCCUGGGCCUGCUGACCCUGGACCUCAGCGUCCCGCAGCAGAUCGUGGUGGUGGACAGUUCGCUGGUGGACAACGAGGUGGUCAAGAGCCUCACGAAAGCGCUGGAGGAGGACGAGGAGGAGGACGAGAGGAAGAGGAGGCCGGAGGUCAAGCCCACACAGGCGUCUCACACCAACUACCUGCUGAUGAGGGGAUACUACGCUCCCGGGAUCCUGCGCUCGCAGAACACACUCAACUCCAACAGCACCGACAACAUCAUGGUCAACGCCUGCACCGUCCACCUGCAGCUGAGACGCACACCCCAACACACACUCUUCACUGCAGAGGAGGGUGCGCUCACACACACACACUCUUCACUGCAGAGGGUGCGCUCACACACACACACACACACACACACACACUCUUCACUGCAGAGGGUGCGCUCACACACACACACACCCCAACACACUCUUCACUGCAGAGGGUGCGCUCACACACACACACACACACACACCCCAACACACUCUUCACUGCAGAGGGUGCGCUCACACACACACACACACACACACACACACUCUUCACUGCAGAGGGUGCGCUCACACACACACACACACACACACACACUCUUCACUGCAGAGGGUGCGCUCACACACACACACACCCCAACACACUCUUCACUGCAGAGGGUGCGCUCACACACACACACACCCCAACACACUCUUCACUGCAGAGGGUGCGCUCACACACACACACACACACACACCCCAACACACUCUUCACUGCAGAGGGUGCGCUCACACACACACACACACACACUCUUCACUGCAGAGGCUGACGGUGUCUCAGCGCUGUCUCCGUCCGCUCCUCCGUCUCUCCCGCUGUGGUUCACGCGUGUGUAUCGCUCGGCAGCCGUCGAUCCGCAGACCUUCCUGGAGCGGUGUGUGAGCGCGCCGGGUUACGGAGCGCAGGACGUGCAGGCGGUGACGGAGAUCAGAGACGCCGUGGGGGAGGGGGCGGAGUUUGGCAUUGACAGACAGGACCUCCUUGAGCGCUUCAUACACCUGGAGCAACCCGAGAAGGGGCGGAGCCGAACUCUCCAGCAGUACAUACAGGAUCUGGUGGAUGGAGAGCAGCUGGUGGAGGUGGGCGCUCUCUCUCAGAGGCUGGUGUGUGCGGAGGCUUCGUCUCAUUGGCUGUUGAAGAGCGUGUGUGAUGGUGUGCAGAUGCAGCAGCCGUUCCUGAAGAGAGGCCCCGCCCAUGACUCCGCCCACACCACACCCCCACCUACCAAGAGACGGGCCCAGGAAUCUGAUUUCCAGGAAACUGUUGCCAUGGAAGGAGCCUCCACAAGCACAGCUGUCAAUCAAACGGUUGCCAUGGAUCCUGUCUCCACAACUACAGCUGUCAAUCAGAUGGUUGCCUCCACAACUACAGCUGUCAAUCAAACGGUUGCCAUGGAUCCUGUCUCCAUGAGCACAGCUGUCAAUCAUCCUGUUGCCAUGGAUCCUGUCUCCACAACUACAGCUGUCAAUCAGACGGUUGCCAUGGAUCCUGUCUCCACGGACCAGUCUGUAACUCUGGAGACUGAUGCUGAGCAGACGGAUGCUGUGGAGGAGGCGGCGGUUCGUAUGACAGAUGUAAAAGGGGUGGGGCUUAAUAAAGACUCCGCCCCCUCUCAGAUCAGAGAUGGUGCUGAAGGAGCUGCUGAUCCGGAUGAACACUGGGAGUCGGUGCGGUUCGUCAGCCGGCCGUGGCGUGUGGUGGACGGCUCGCUGAACCGGCCGGUGUGUAAGGGCAUGCUGGAGUCGCUGCUGCUGCACGUGAUGUCGAGCCCGGCGCUGCGCGAGUCUGUGCUGCUGCAGCACUACAGUCAGGUGUUGCAGCCCGUGGUCAUCCUGGACCUGCUGCAGCUGCUGAUUGAUCUCGGCUGCGUGAGGAAGCGCUUCACCGUCCAGCCGCCCAAACCGUCGCUCUUCUCGAAGCCCGGGGUGCCGCAGGUCAAAGGUCAGGCCGAGGUCAGCCUGAGGGAUGCUGGGAUGGCGUUCUACGAGCCCACGGUGGACUGUAUACUGAGGCUGGCGCGAGUCUUUCCUCACGAGCUCAACUGGAACAAAUGGGUUCAGCUGUGUCUCCGCGCCUGAGUGCUUC